ACGGCAGACGCCACCUCGUGCCGGGAAUCGCCGCGUCCUCGUCCGCUUCUCUGCGCUAUGUCGGGUGGCCUCCUGAAGGCGCUGCGCAGCGACUCCUACGUGGAGCUGAGCCAGUACCGGGACCAGCACUUCCGGUAGAGACGGGGUUUCACCGUGUUAGCCAGGAUGGUCUCGAUCUCCUGACCUCGUGAUCCGCUCGCCUCGGCCUCCCAAAGUGCUGGGAUUACAGGCGUGAGCCGCUGUGCGCGACCCUGAUGAGCCAUUUUGGAUCCAGGGAUUUGUCAGGGUGACAAUGAAGAACAAGAAAAAUUACUGAAGAAAAGCUGUACGUUAUAUGUUGGAAAUCUUUCUUUUUACACAACCGAAGAACAAAUCUACGAACUCUUCAGCAAAAGUGGUGACAUAAAGAAAAUCAUUAUGGGUCUGGAUAAAAUGAAGAAAACAGCAUGUGGAUUCUGUUUUGUGGAAUAUUACUCACGUGCAGAUGCCGAAAAUGCCAUGCGGUACAUAAAUGGAACACGUCUGGAUGACCGAAUCAUUCGCACAGACUGGGACGCAGGCUUUAAGGAGGGCAGGCAGUACGGCCGUGGGCGAUCUGGGGGCCAGGUUCGGGAUGAGUAUCGGCAGGACUAUGACGCUGGAAGAGGAGGCUAUGGAAAACUGGCCCAGAACCAGUGAGUGAUGAGAACUCUGUCAGUGACUAGCACUCGUUUGGCUUGUUGAAUUGAUUGAAAAACAUCACCAAAAGUCUGCAAACGAGCCCAUUUUUACCAAGCUUUGAUCAGUGUCUUUACUGAACUGGAAGCCUCUGAAAGUUAUUAAAGGACAGAACCCAAAAGAAUGCCUUUAA
Macaca mulatta (Rhesus monkey) is the source of this 850-nucleotide messenger RNA. RefSeq names its product nuclear cap binding protein subunit 2 (gene NCBP2). The record is from RefSeq and is a predicted model, not a curated record. NCBI's taxonomy places the organism in Eukaryota, Metazoa, Chordata, Mammalia, Primates, Cercopithecidae. Gene Ontology annotation, molecular function: RNA cap binding. Gene Ontology annotation, biological process: mRNA cis splicing, via spliceosome. Gene Ontology annotation, cellular component: nuclear cap binding complex.